UUGCCUCCAAUAACAUUAUUAUUUCACUUGUUUUCUGAUACAUGAGAAGAUUAUUUUCUUGUAUGGAUUAUCUGCCAUAAUUAGGAAUAUGUUCAUGGACACAUUUUCUGUUGAAGCCUGGGAGGGAUAAUGUUUUUCUUCCAGAAAGCCUUCUUUUUUCUAUUACUUGCAGGAUGUUGGCUUAUGAGCUCCAUUAAUUGCCAGCCAACCUAUAAUUACCACUAUUGUCUAGAUCAAUCUGAAGAAACCCCCAGCACCUCUUUCCAAUCAAACCUCUCAGUCCUGUUGGAUUCUUUAUCCUCUAAAGCUUCUCAAAACAAUAGCUUCUAUAACGAUACUUCUAAUGGCAUCUACGGCCUCUUCCUCUGCCGAGGUGACGUUAACAACAGUAUCUGCCAAAGUUGUGUCAGUUAUGCGACUCAAGAUAUCACAAGUCGGUGUCCAUCUAAUAGAACAGCCACCAUAGGGUUCGAUGAAUGCAUGUUAAGGUACUCCAAUACUAAUUUCUUUGGAGUGGAACAGACAUCACCAGAGCUGCUCGCGUGGAAUACUAUAGGGAAUACCACUUCACCUAAUGAAGCUAAUUUUGGAGCACUGGCUCUAAUGAACGGACUAAUAGAUGAAGCUUUAGGAACAGAUAUGUUGUUCAAGGCAGGAAACCGGCCUGUGGGUAAGGAGUCUGAGGUUAGGUAUGGGUUGGUGCAGUGUACUAGAGAUAUCAAUACUACUUCAUGCAGCAAUUGUUUGGGACAGUUGAUGAAUGACGCCAAUCAGUGUUGCCAACAGAAGCAAGGGUGGCGCAUUUUGGCCCCAAGCUGCAAUAUAAGGUAUGAGAACUACUUAUUCUUUCAGAAACCACCUGUGCCGCCAUCGCCCCAACCUGUGCCUGCAGCACCAAAGCCACCGCCCGAUAAUGGUAAGGCCCCUGCAUAA
Molecule: messenger RNA, 933 nt
Organism: Corylus avellana
Lineage: Eukaryota; Viridiplantae; Streptophyta; Magnoliopsida; Fagales; Betulaceae
Source: RefSeq, a predicted model, not a curated record